This is a messenger RNA of Moneuplotes crassus, 2766 nucleotides long. The record is from the annotation of a GenBank genome assembly. Lineage: Eukaryota; Ciliophora; Spirotrichea; Euplotida; Euplotidae.
AUUUGAGAUAAAAUGUCAGAUGCAUUCGACUGGAUGUCAGACCCUUUUGACGAUGAAGCCAGACUCUCCAUCAAGAAAGUGAAGACAGAAGAAGAAAUCAAAAAGUUUAUGACUAGAGAGGGCUUGUCUGAAAUAGGCCGAGCAGUCCUCCUGCUCAAGAAAGGCUACGGGGUCCAGAAAACAUCAGUGAUCAAUCAUUUACACAGGUAUCUGCAAGAAGAUGGAGACAAAGAAGAGCUCCUCCUCAUCAUCAUUGAGUCCAUGAUCGACUGGGACGAAGUCAUGCAGCUUGAAUGAGCCACCAGUUUUGUGAAGCCGCUAGAAAUGAAACUGAUUGACCCAGAAAUACUCCAGAACCUUGUCAGCAAAGCAAUAACGUUGAUAUUUGAGCUCGAAGAUAACGACGACUUGGUCAGAGCCUGGUGCAAAGUGUUUACACUGUCGGUGCCCCAGUGUGACCUCGACUACCUGGUCGAAGAAGUGGUCCCAAUUCUGAUGCCUCUUACAUCUGUCACCGAAAAGAAACUCUCCAAUCGAUUGCUGUCUGGUGAGAUGCUUUUAGAAAUUUGCUCUGUUUAUGGCCAAAGAGCUUUCGAGCGACACAAGAAGCUUGUCUCUCUGACUUUCUCACUCUGCGGUGACAUCAUCAACUGGAAAAUCAGACAAAUGGGUGCCAACAGACUCAGAAGGAUCGUCGAACAUUCACCGCUGUACUUGAGCGAAGAGCCUGGAUUCUACGACAUGGUCAUCGACAAGUUGCAGGACUUGCUCUGUGACGAAGAGAACUUUGUCAAGAUGGAAGCACUUGAAACCAUUCUGUACUGCACAAAGCAUAUCAGCAAACAAGACUUCCAACAACGUCUAGAACCUCUGAUCGUCGAUAUUCUUCGCAAAGAAGUGCUUGAACAUGAAGAAGUGCUCUACUCGAUGGCAACUCUGUGUGGACAGCUGAUGCACCAGUUGCAGAGCAGCGAGCUUGAGCAUGGGCUUCGGACAAGCGUGAUUGAGUUCUUCGAAGGACUCCUCAACAACCAGAACGACCAGUUGCGCAAGAAAGCAGCCUACAACUUCUCAUACUUCUUCACCCAGCUUUACUCCGAAGAUGGAGGCAGCACAGAACCUACCGAAGAAGAAUUUAAGUGACCAAUUAUGAGUUCGCAAUGGGUGGAGUAUACCAAAUAAACUGGCUCAUGAUGACUCUGAAGAAAUCAGAAUUAUAAUGGCCGCUUGCUUCAAAGACAUUUGACAAAAAGUCAUCUCUGAAAACCAGAAACUUGGGUUUUGCAAAUAAACUGUUGUUUGAGUUUUUGCAAGACACCAACGACCAAAUUAUGAGCAUCAUGGUCGAAAACAUAGAAUGCUUUAUCGACAUGUUUAAGAACGAAACAGACAUCGAGCCGUGGGAGGAUGUAGAAAUUGUGCCAGAAGACGACGAAGAAACCAAGAGUCAAGAUCAUAAAACGCCUAAAGUUCUCAUCAAAGGCAAAAAGAACUCCAACUUGCAAGUUGCUCGUUUCGAUGAACUUUCCAAGAAGAAAAAGAAGAACUCCUUCAGAAAAGCUUCUACAGCCAAAAUGAGCAACGAAGAAAUUGAUGAAGAGCAAGAAAAUUCGCCUUUAAGUAAUGCAAAUUUGCUGAUUUCCGAAGAAAAGCAACCCUUCGUGUCCCUGAUGAAACAGCUGAUGAUACUGGAUGCUAAUUUGCACAACAAAACUUACAAGUGGCGAGAGCAUAAAGAGUUGCUUCAGAAAAUCAGAGACAACAUUCUGCUGUUUCCAAUUCCCGAAGUGAGCUUGCUGUUCCAUGAGACCUUGAUUGAGUAUGCCAAAGAAGGGAUCAAGCCUCUGCAAUACACCAGCCUUGAAAUAUUGGCGGCGCUCAUUCUGUACAGUUACGACCUCGAAGAAGCAGACUCCAUCAUGAAGAGCGUUGUCACAGAUUUGUCUACGGCCGACUCAUCGAGGCUGCAGUGACUGUUUGUGGACUUCUUCGAAAUCUGCUGAGUGUUGCCAUUUACAAUGUCGACCAUCGAAGACAAGCUAUUCGAGCCUUUGAAAGCAGUAUCUGAGACCCCAUAUCGGUCAGUCAAACUUCGAAUAAUCAAAAUGAUUCCGAACCUCCAGUAUCUGCUGAUGGACCCUGAGAUCCAGGAAGAGUUAAUCGGUAUGUUGUUGAGAUUCAGCGAGCAAGACAACACCGAAGUCCAAAUCAGAGCAGACGAAGCCAAUCUGACGCUGUUCAGGUUGAAGCAAGAUGCAAAUAAUUUAAGCAGAGAAGAACGCAAGAAGGCAGAAGCAGAUCGCCUUAAAAUAUUCGACGAGCGUGAAGCCGUGCUCCAGGAAGUUGUCAAGGUCAACGAGACCUUGAUCGAGGAGAGAGUCAAGAAGGAAGAAGAGUCCAAAUAAGCAAAAACGAGGAGACAGAAAGCGAGGUGUCAGUAGCCAAAAAAAUAGGAAAAUUAAAUAAAAGUAUCAAAGGAAAGCCUAAGCUUAGUUCAGCAAAGGUAGCACCUAAACACACAACCAAGUCAAGACGGAAUACUAUGAUAGUGGAGCCUAAAUCAACUGCAAGUAUAAUAAUAGAAGAAGCCAAGGAGUACUCAAAAAGGAAGGGAUUAUUAAGCCCAAAUGACAUUACAAAAAGGACACAGUCAGUGUCAAAAAGUGGUUCGAAAAAUUUCCGGAAACGAUCAGAUCCAUUUAGUUAAUACUCACACAUAAAUAACACUGGUUGUAUAUUUUAUACAUGUAAAGAGUAAAGUUAACU